GGAAGGACCCAGCGAGGCCCGGCGGCGCUGUGAGGCGCCCGGCCCAGCUCCCUGCCCCGCUCUCGGCCGCGAUGUCCCGGAGCUCCGCGGGGCGGCAGACGGAGGUGAAAGGUUGGUUGGCAGAUUCAUUCGAUGACUUCUUUGGAAACACAUCUGUUUCUUCUAGCACAGUUUCUGCAAAGCUGCCUAGAAGCAACUCUGGAAGAAACUGUCAGCAGAACAAAGACCUGUCUUCUGUGCCGGGAUGUAGCAAAAGCAGAGUUCUACCCAAAAAAAGAACAAAGUCAUCUUCAGUAGGUCUGCCUUGCAACAAGUGCAGACAAAAUCAGAGCCAAUCUCAAGAUGAGCCAUGGGUAGAUAAAUACAAACCUGAAACUCAGAAUGACCUUGCUGUGCAAAAGAAGAAAAUUGAAGAAGUUGAAACCUGGUUAAAAACACAUGCAUUUCAGAGGCCACCAAAGCAGGGUGGCUCUGUUUUACUGUUAACUGGUCCUCCUGGGUGUGGAAAGACAGCAACUAUACAAAUAUUAGCAAAAGAUCUUGACAUUCAGGUGCAAGAAUGGACCAAUCCAAUAUCAUUAGACUUUACAAAAGAAGAUUUAAGAAGUAUAUUUGGCCACAUCUCAAAUUUUCAUACGUUUCCGAGUCAGGCCCAAGCAGCUCUUCUUCAAGAUUUUCUAUUAAGAGCAAAUAAGUAUAACAAACUUCAGAUGCUUGGGGAGUCCUCAGGAAAUGAUAAAAAGCUUAUUCUCAUUGAAGACAUACCAAACCAAUUCUAUCGAGACCCUAGCAGUCUACAUGAAAUUCUCAGGAGAUUCGUUCGUACAAGUAGGUGUCCCCUUAUAUUUAUAAUCUCAGAUAACUUCAGUGGAGACAGCAACCAGAGGUUACUAUUUCCAAAAGAAAUUCUGGAGGAGUUGUGUAUUUCAAUUAUCAGUUUCAAGCCUAUUGCACCAACAAAUAUGAUGAAAGUUCUUAAUCGAAUAGCUGCAACAGAAGCUAGUAUGAAUGGAGAUAAGAAUUAUGUUCCUGACAGAACAUCUCUAGAGCUGCUUUGCAGAGGUUGUUCAGGUGAUAUAAGAAGUGCAAUAAACAGUCUUCAGUUUUCUUCUAUGAAAGACUACUCAUUGGAGAAAAAUUUUUGGUCAGGGAAGGAAGGCAACUCCACACUAAAACAUGGAGCAGCAGCAGUGUGUAAAUCAAGAAAGAAAAGUAAAUGUGAUCCUUCAGAAGACCAGGAGAUACAAGCUAUUGGUGGCAAAGAUGCUUCCAUUUUUCUUUUCCAUGCUCUGGGGAAAAUAAUUUACUGCAAAAGAGAACCUCUGUCAGAGUCGGAAGUUCUUCAGCUGCCUUCUCACUUAUCAGAAUACCGUCGAGACACCCUGCUUAUUCAGCCUGAGGUUAUUGUGGAAAAAUCACACAUGUCUGGAAGCAUGUUUAAUUUAUACCUUCACCAGAACUAUGUAGAAUUUUUUACUGACAUAGAUGAUGUUGUGAGAGCCAGUGAAUACCUGAGCACCGCUGAUGUUCUUUGUAGUAACUGGAAUUCACGGCUUGUGAUGGAAGAAUACAGUGCAUCUGUGGCUACCCGAGGUGUGAUACAUUCAAACACAUCCCGAGCCUUUGCCCACUGCCAAGGAGGGAUGGGGUUCCGGCCGCUGCAUAAACCCCAGUGGUUCUUUAUCAAUAACAAGUAUAAAGAAAACUGCCUUGCUGCAAAAUCUCUCUUUUCAAGCUUCUGUUUACCACCAGAGUGUCUUCAGACGGAGCUAUUGCCUUACCUUGCUAUGUUAGCAAAUCCAAUGAGAAACCAAGCUCAGAUUGCUUUUAUUCAAGAUGUUGGGAGGCUACCCCUGAAAAGACAUUUUGGGAGGUUAAAGCUUGAAACGCUUACUGAUAAAGAUCCUGGAAUACCAGACCUGUUUGUUAGUUUUGAGGGGGACCCUGAUGGUUUGCAUGCUACAGAGAUGGAUGUACAGGUGGAGCAAAACAGAACAGACGAGAAUGGUUCAGAUGGAUUCCCUCUUUCUUCUAGCCAGUGCAGUGGAAGUGAACUACCUUGCAGUCAGCCUCAGCCUGUUGCAGCCCAAGCAGCUAUGGAGGAAGAUGAGUUAAAAAUAGAAGAAUAUGAUAGUGACUGAGUACAGCAAAAUAUCAACCACUGAGUUGCCUGAAUAGAUUAAAAUGCAUCAAAGGCCUUUGCUAAAGUGAGUAUGGUCUGCACAUCAGUAAUCCUUUAGCUACUUAGGUGGGUGAGGAAGCCAGAUCUAAACAUGUGUCAGUAUCAAGAUGUUUCUUCAGCUUCCCCUUAGCUUUGGAGGAUCAGACCUGAGCAGAAUACUAAAUUGCAGGCUAUUCCCUGCCUAUUCUGAGCCAUGAAAGUAAUUUAUACUAAGAGAGAGAGAACAGUAAAUGAUAAAUGAUACAGUUUGAAAGACUGUAGAUAAUCAGUUUCACUCUUAAGUUAUUUUUAUUUUUACACAUAUUAAUUUACUCUGCAGUUGUACAGUGGGUUUCCUAAGUACAUGGUUGAUUAGUUGUCAGCAUUUGAAGGUUCUAUUAAAAUUUAUACCUUCAGGGAAAUUGCUGUUUGGAAGUUUGAACCUUCUGAAAGAAGAGACUAAAGGGUAUAUGUAAAAAGUUUUAUAUCCUAUACCGAUGAUAUAAAUAAAACUCCUACUGUAUUAAUACUGUUUUGUAUUCUGCUACAGAUAUUUUUACAGUGUUUAUAGGUUGAACAUAUGUUGUACAACACAUUAUUUUGGAUUCCUUUUUGGAAAAUAUUUUCAUAAUUUAUUGAGGAGGAAAUAGAACAAUCAAUCAGAAGUCCUUUUUGUCCUUUGUAUUCUGUAGGAACCUAUUGGUGUAGCAUGCAGUUUUCUCUUUAAAUUGCAGCUGUGCUGGAACAAAGAAUAAUCCCAUGGUUGGUAAUUGACACAUGAAAAGUGUUUUUUCUUUGUCUGAACAGACUGUUAAGUGGUUUAGCACUUCACUGUAACUGGGAUUACUUCAUGCAAAUCAACUUAACAGGUUAUAAUUAGUGAUACCACAUAAAUAAGGAAACGAAGAACAAACCAAAUUUGAAUGUGUGAUGUGUGUUUGCAUUUCUCUACUGUUAAAAUCCAAAGUUAGAAAAUACAUGUAUAGCCAUAACCUUGGAAUUAAUGCCGCUAUUAAAAGGUUUAGAUUUGUCCCCUAUGAA
Messenger RNA from Cygnus olor (mute swan), 3202 nucleotides. It is a transcript of the gene RAD17, whose product is annotated as RAD17 checkpoint clamp loader component. Gene Ontology annotation, cellular component: nucleus; Rad17 RFC-like complex. Gene Ontology annotation, biological process: DNA damage checkpoint signaling; DNA repair; mitotic DNA replication checkpoint signaling. The transcript is spliced from 16 exons. The record is from RefSeq and is a predicted model, not a curated record. Gene Ontology annotation, molecular function: ATP hydrolysis activity; DNA clamp loader activity; chromatin binding. The coding region runs from base 72 to 2141 and encodes 689 amino acids. Lineage: Eukaryota; Metazoa; Chordata; Aves; Anseriformes; Anatidae.